AUGGCAACUCCUACACUGGACGGCUUUGGCGUCCUCGGGGGCAUUGCCGGAAGCGGAUCGGGGACUGUGCCGAGUCUCCCAGUGACGCCCGGGGGCUUCCCAGCCUUAUUGGACGCGGCAAGGCAGCAAACCGAACUUGUGUUUUGGAUUGUGAGGACCGUGCAAGAACAUGAAGGUCGUAUUUCUUCACUGUCGCGGCAACUUGCAGACCAGCUGAAGUUGCUGUCGGAGGACCGAAAAAUAUUCAAGUCUGCGUCUACGCGGAAGUGGCCCUCCGGUGGAAUGGGAUCUCGAGGACUUAGUCGCGAAAGCUUCGCAUCGAAUGAUGGCGGAGUUCAGUCAGUUCUUUCGCAGGCAACAGGAAGCCCGCUACAUCAUGAGUCAGAAGCUGCGGACAAGACUCAGAUUGAAGAGAACUUGGACAUGGACCUGGAACAUCCAGACGAGCCCGCGGAGCCUGCGCAGCCUCUGGAGCCUGCGGAGCCUGGAGAUUCGGAAUCUGCAGAACAAGGAUUGGAAGCGGGCGCCAAUGGCGAAGCCAUGGCAGAAACCGAAGGGGCAUCUCAAAGUCCAGAUGACCGCGUCGAGGGCAGCAUCGCUUCGGCAGAAGUUCGGCGGAUGUCCUUUGCAUCAGGGGGACGGCGGCGUUCCUCGCUCACCGGACCGCUGCCUGUGGAUGAAGCAACGGCAAGCAACAUCGUCACAGAGGAGCGCUUGGCAGAUCGCCUGGAAGAACGCAUCCAGCAGGUCUUGUCACAGGAUGUCGAGGCUCGACUGGAGGAUGUCGCCCAGUUUGUGCAAGAAGAGAUCUACAGGUUUGUUCUUGGACCCCAGAUGAUGGAAAGAGUGAGGCACGAAUGCUCUUCCGUUAUCUCGAUGGAACUUGCCAUCGCUCUAGCUGCACAAGACAAGAAAGUGGAGGAGCUGAUCAGGUCCAGCCUCAUGGGCCCACUGAGUCAUCUGGAGUCCUUGCCUGGCCAGGACGUCACUGACGACCUGGGAAGGCGGCUCAAGCUCACGGAGGACCUCGUGGGUGAGCUCAAGGGGCUUCGUCUGCAGGUUCCAGACAUGCGUAAUGAGCUGACCAACCUCCAAUCAUCUUUGAUGGCGACUGUACAUACUGUCGAGGAGUUGGAGGUCAGGCAGGAAGAGCUUGCAGCUGCAGGAGCACAUCGCUUAUCUCCAGUAUCUCCGCAUCGCUCAUCUCCAUCACGAGCAGAAGCAAUCGACGAUGAAGGCGAAGGCCUUGGUGUCGAUGACCUGGGAGAGGCUGUGGGCGAGACAGGUGCUGACGGGGGUUCCCCUACAAAUGCCCCAUCUCCUGCGCCACAGUCGCGUCAGCCGUCGCGACCGCCAUCCCGACAGCCGUCCCGACAGCCGUCAGUCGUAGCAUCACCUGAUGACAUGAAGCCGAAGCGAAGGCUGAGUGACAUGCUCGGGCUUUACAUGGCUCCAGCUGCCAAGCCUCAGGCAGCGGAUGACUCACAAGUACAGGAACUGGCUGCCCGAACAGAAAGUAUGCGAACGCGGUUGGAACAGAUGGAGCAGAUUGUUGGCACCGAGCAGGCUGCCGUCACCAGUAGAAGACACAGCCUUCAGAACAAGCUGAACGACGUCGACACAUUGGCAGCCAUCCUUGAAGAUCGCAUGCGGGAGUUGGACAUGGACUUCCGAGCAAGUAAGCAGCACGGCAUCUCUUCCUCUUCUUCUUUGCUUUUCCAGUCACCUACAUGCUUUUCCUAG
This is a messenger RNA of Symbiodinium natans, 1743 nucleotides long. The record is from the annotation of a GenBank genome assembly. Lineage: Eukaryota; Dinophyceae; Suessiales; Symbiodiniaceae.